Molecule: messenger RNA, 780 nt
Organism: Sungouiella intermedia
Lineage: Eukaryota; Fungi; Ascomycota; Pichiomycetes; Serinales; Metschnikowiaceae
Source: the annotation of a GenBank genome assembly
AUGGCUGCCCCCACCGCACGCAAAAACACUGCUCCCGCUGUGGAGCCAGUGCAACAGCAAGAAGAAGAGCUUUUGAUUGAUACCACAAAUGUGCCUGUUGCCGAUGCUGCUGAGCCCAAAUCUGUGGCUGAGGAUGAGGAAAUGGCUGAAGACAAACCUGUGCCAACAUCGGUAGUGUUGGACGAGACCGGAAAGCCCAAGUUCGCUGCUGCUGGUAAGAGCGGUAUGAAGGUGAAGUUAGAGAGUAGAAAGGUUGCCGUUCCUCCCCACAGAAUGACUCCGUUGAAGAAUACCUGGGUCAAGAUUUAUCCACCAUUAGUUGAGCACCUCAAGUUGCAAGUAAGAAUGAACUUGAAGACCAAAACCGUCGAAUUAAGAACCAAUAAGUUCACUGAGGAUGAGGGUGCAUUGCAGAAGGGCGCAGACUUCAUCAAGGCAUUCACGUUGGGGUUUGACGUGGACGAUGCAAUCGCUCUUUUGAGAUUGGAUGACCUAUAUAUCGAGACUUUUGAGAUCAAGGAUGUCAAGACGUUGACCGGUGACCACUUGUCGAGAGCUAUCGGUAGAAUUGCAGGAAAAGAUGGUAAGACCAAGUUUGCUAUCGAAAAUGCCACCAGAACCAGAAUUGUAUUGGCAGACUCCAAGAUUCACAUCUUGGGAGGAUUCACCCACAUUAGAAUGGCCAGAGAGGCGGUGGUGUCGUUGAUUUUGGGUUCGCCUCCAGGAAAGGUGUAUGGAAACUUGAGAACGGUGGCCUCCAGAAUGAAGGAGAGAUACUAG